CGGGAUGUGCUGUCCCCCCUCCUCCUAGUAAGACUGAGCAACUUGUUGUGUCUUGAUUGGAAAAGUUGGUUGAAAAGAAAAGAACGCUCUAAAACUACCCACGGAUCUACCUUUAUUACAACCUGAGGAGCCACGGUUCUGAACCGAUGCUCUGAAACAACUAAACGAUAACUAUUUCGUCACUCAAGAACAUUUGGAAAACUUUCGAGGAUUCUCAAAUGGGAUCUAACAUCUGUGAAAAUUUGUGGCAUAUUUUCCUUCGGUGAAAUUGUGAACCGCUACUAUGGAUUGCGCAGUUUGCAGCCUCUCACAUGCGUCAGUCCCGGGAUAUCUGCGCAUUGUGUUUCUCUGUUUGAUGCAGUUGAGAGCGCUUGCCCAGUUAGCUCCAGAGUGCUACCCGGGAGGAUACCGCAUGUUGAGAAACCCGUAUCGCAGCGUGGACUUUGACUCCAGUGACCUGCAGAACACCGCCAUACAGGACCUGAUCUGUGAUCACUCCCUCUCCCCAGGAUGGUACCGCUUCAGCAUUAACAACAAGCCUGCAGAGAUGCCCACCAGUUGUGUGGAAAUGAACAGAUGUGGCACCCAGGCGCCUGUGUGGCUGUCUCUCACUGAUAGCUUGUUGCCCCGCCCAGGGGAGGUCCGCCAGCUCUCGGCCUGUGCCACCUGGCAGUUCUUCCACGGGAGCACCAAGGACUGCUGCCUCUUCCGCAUCCCCAUCUCAGUACGCAACUGUGGGGAGUUUCUCCUGUACUACCUGCAGCCCACCCAGGGGUGUAUGGGAUAUUGUGCCAAAGUCAUAACAGAAUUUGGACCUAAAUUAUGCCCCACGGGUGAGGUGGAAGUCAAUGGGCAAUGCAAAGCAAGUCUCCCUGCAUUAUCCUACAAGCCUGUGAUCAUCCCAGAGCUGGUGGGCAGCAGUGUCCACCUGCGAUGCACUUUCAGUGGGGUGAAGACCUCGGAACUCCCCUUGGGCUAUCUGGUGGUCUGGGCCCGACACCUGGCAUCCAAUAUGAAGGUGGAGAUCAGGAAAGAUUUUAUCAUGGAGACCUUCUCAUUGGUGGAGAUGGACGGAGUCCACUUCAGACUGGGGGAGACGUUCUCCUGCAGUGUUUCCACGUUCCUGGGUAACUCCAGCCGGACACAAUCUCUGGCCAAAGAGAGUGAGAGCUUCUACGCUGGAAUUAAGUUUGUUCCAGAUGUGCUGCACAUUGCGGAGGAUGGUAAAGAGCAUGCUGUAACCAUCCACAGCACACUGCCUAUCCCCUGUUACGGGACAGAGCACGGCCGACCAUGUGGAGUCACUCUCACUCUGAGUGUCCGUGACUCAGACAGCCUGGAUCCCAGCGUGGAGGCCCCCAACAUGGCCCUGUCUACCUGCCAGGUGGAGCUGCAGCCUACUGCAGCCUGCAGCCGGAGCCAGGGGUGUGCCUGGGCCAGCCUCACCCUCACCGCCGUCACAGACUUCACCCGCGACGGCAACCGCCCCAGCCUACUCAGCGCCACGCCACGCUCUGACGCACCGCGCCUCUGGAGGGGCUACAGCCCCACACCCCUCAAGGUCACAGUUCAAGAUGUUCCCACUGCAAGCUGCUACUCUCUGACUGAUCCACACAUCAUCACAUUGGAUGGCAGACGCUAUGAGAACCAGCAGACGGGUACCUUCAUCCUCUACAAGAGCCUCCACCGCGCGUUCGAGGUCCAGGCUCGUCAGUGGGACUGUGGCAGCCGCCAUUACGCUGUGUCCUGUAACUGUGGAGUGGCGGCCAGGGAGGGAAACGAGGUGGUCAUGCUGGACAUGUGUAACGGUCAGCUUCAGGAGACCAGGCCCCAGCUCUCUCUGAAGAACCUGGGAGGAUAUAACAGUGGGUCCAGAGGGACCAGCGGCUCCAGUCAGUAUCGGAUCAAGAUCCAUGAAUCUCACCAGGGGAAGAAAAUUACAUUGAUCUUUCCGUCUGGGGCCUUUGUGAGGGCGGACAUCAGUGAUUGGGGGAUGAGCCUGUCAAUCAGAGCUCCCAGUGUGGACUACAGCAGUACCACGGGACUCUGCGGGACGUUCGACCGGAACGGUCACAACGACUUCCAUGGACCUGAUGGCACCACCUAUGGGAGCACUGAACAAGAACGCUUUGUGGAGGAAUGGAGGCUAGCCGCGGGGGAGAGCUUAUUUGACACCAUGCCCCCUGUAAUGGAGGUGGAGGAACUACGGCCUUUCUGUCGGUGUCAGGAGGGCUACAGCAUGUCUCUGCAUUUCACCACGGGCCACACCGGCGAUAGCCACUAUAACUUUAACCCCUCGUCGCCCCAGCACCAGGCCCAGUGCCAGUCUCACGACAACGUGGAUUACACCUCUGUCUUCCCCUGGGUGGACACUACCUCUGAGUACAUUAGGAGCUCUGAGCCAGAACAAAGUGACCACCAGGGAGUGUCCAUCCUGAACGGGCCAGCUCUGCCUAUGGAGAUACACAAACAGCCGAGUUCCCAGAUGAUGGACUACGGUGGUUUUGGGGACCACGGUGAUAAGAGUGAGAGAGAGAUUGACAGGGAACUCAGAAGAGACUUCCUGGUUCCCGUAGACGACAACAGGCCCAAGACAAAGAGACAGGCGCUGUACGAGUUCCAGCCCAUCUUCACCUCUCAGUCCCUGAGCCAAGCGGACCUGGAGAGCUUAGCCUAUUUCUUCCCUGAGGACCACCACCUGUCUGCAGAGCGACCAGUGGCCCAGCCUGUGUGGCCCACCCCGAGUGGGCUUACCUCGGUCAAGGCCCUGGAGGUGUGCCAGCUAGCCCUGGGGAACUCCACGGUGGGGACAGUGUGUAGAGGGCUGCUGGGCCGGAGGCUGGAUGAGGCAGUGGACCUGUGCAUCCUGGACCUGCAGCUCAAGGAUGACCUGGCCUGGGAGGAGGCUCUGGUGCACUACCUGGAGAACGAGUGUGAGAGGAGGCUAUUGGAGAACCGGACCCAGAGGGUUCUGGAGCUGGGGGAGUCCAGGGCUGGGAUGGAGGGGGUUGAGGGGAUCAUUGGGACGGUACUCACCGCACUGCGCUGCCCCAACUUCUGCAAUGGGAACGGCCAGUGCACUGAGUGGGGUUGUCAAUGCUAUCCUGGCCACAGCUUCUACGACUGCAGUCUGGCUAUCAGUCAGCCCGUGGAGCUGACAGACCUGGAGAACAGUGGCCUGUGUGACAUCAGAGCGUUCGACUGUCGCAGCGUCCGGGUCUUCGGCCUCGGCUUCAUCGACUCUCCCAACCUGGGCUGCCACCUCACACGACUGAUGUACCUGAAUGGUGACCGGGUUCCGAGAGAGAAGCAGAGGACCAGAGCUACCUUCCUGAGCUCGAAGGCUUUAGAUUGUUCCGUCCCCUCACUGAACAGUAUGAUGACUAUCAACGCUGUGGACUUUAUGGUGGAUGAGAAACCCUAUGCCCGCUGGGAAGUCAAGGUGACCAAUGACGGCUCUCAGUACAGUGAGCCUAAGUUGAUAACAAUCUACGAUGGUGUGUGCCAGGUGUGUGAAUCAACCCACUCCGGACUCUGUAAGUUAAAGGAGAGGACAUGCAAUAUAGAUGGAAUGUGUUUUGCUAAAGGAGACUCCAAUCCUGCCAGCCCCUGCCUCCUCUGUAAUCCAAACACAUCCAAAUUCACAUGGUCCGUAAAUGAAGUCAACCAGCCCCCCAACCUGCACCAGCCUCAGGGGGGCCUCAGCACCUUCGCGGGGGAGAACUUUGUGUUCCAGUUCACGGCGGCGGACCCCGAGGGCUCGGCACUCCUCUUCCUCCUUGAGCAGGGCCCUCCCGACGCCAGCCUCUCCCCCGCAGGCCUCCUCAUCUGGAAAGUCCAUCCAGUGGAGACACAGGGGAAGUCUCGGCAGAGCUUCGAGUUCACGCUGUCCGACGAGUGCAAUGCCCAGAGCAGCUACACCGUCGAGGUGGCUGUGAAACCGUGUGGGUGUUUGAACGGCGGGACGUGCGUCACCAACGUGGCCUUCCCGGCGGGCAGCGGAGAAUACCUGUGUGCGUGUCCCCAGGGGAUAGGAGGGGUCCUGUGUCAGGAGGACUUUGACGCGUGUCUUUCGGCUCCGUGCGGCGCCGGGGUGUGUGUUGAUACCGUCGAUGGCUUCCUCUGUGAAUGCCCUGCAGGCCUGAGAGGCGCUACCUGUCAGGAAGAUGUGAAUGAGUGUGAGAGGACACCCUGCUUGCCUGGAGUCCAGUGCUUCAACAGCUUCGGCUCCUACAGGUGUGGAGGCUGUCCCCACGGCAUGCUGAGAGAUGGGACCACCUGCACAACAGCUGUACGGUCAAUCACCACUGUCCCUACCACCACCACCACCACUACCACCACCACCUCUAAGCCCUCACCCAACAACAGACCAGACCAACACAAUCCACCCAGGAUGGACACUGGCAGAUCUGGAAUCCCACCGACCAAUCAGCCUGGACUCCCACAAACCAACAUGCCUGGACUUCCAGAGACCAACAGGGCACCUGUCAAGGCCCCAGCUGUACAUACACCGUCUAAGAAUGGACAAAAAACUGGCUUAAGGCUAUCAUCCCAUGCAGGGAACAACAACAAUGUGACAGGUACGUGUGCCAGCCGACCGUGCUUCCUGGGGGUCCAGUGCAUCGACCGACGUCCACCCUACACGGGCUAUGUCUGCGGGCGCUGCCCACCGCCCCUCAAUGGCAACGGACGCACCUGCACCAAAACCACUCGAGAUAACCCUCACCUGACCCAGCAGCAGCUAACAAUAGCCAAGAGCAGCAAACUCUACCACCACAGCAACAGUAAAGUGUCCCAACUCCACCUUCCCACCUUGCCCCCCAGGCACGCAGUCAAACAUCUCUCCUCCCUCUCCUCGCCAGUCUCCAGGGGAGCCUAUCAGAGCCCCCCGCACCUUCCCCUCUCGCCUGCCCGAGGGCCAAUCACUGGGUGGAGAGAGGCGGCAACGCCCCUAUUUGCUAGAUACACCCCUAUGUCACCUGAAGGUUCCAACAGCCUCACCAUGGGCAGUCAUCAUGCCAUCAGUGCCCUCACUAGGACUCGUGCCAAAACAGGUGCCCAGGCCAGCGCUACCUCACUCAAGGCGACAACCAGAGAGUCUGUAGCUGUCAUGCGGAGUGCCACCUCUUCCAAGGUUACUCCUCCAUACUCCACCUACCCCAAGGUUACUCCACCCCAAUCCAAGGUGACUCCACCCUAUUCCUCAGCCAACACAGGGUCCAGGAAGACAACCCAAGGGAAGCUCAUAAAUGUGGUAGUGGUGCCCACCAUGACCAAGCCCUGGACCCUCCCUAAAGCUGUGGCCCCGUUGACCGCAGCCCUCUCCUCCAUUACCUACUCCCUCUCUGAGUCCGAGUUCUCUGCCGACGGAGCACUGACGGGGCCUGGCUCGAACCCCUCUGACCUACUUGACCACCCACAGGAACCCCUGGUCUCCCUCACCCUCACCACCCCUGCCCGGAAGCACCACCACACAACCCCCCUUACUCCCCCCCUCCACAGGGCCACGUCUCCCCACCUCCACCGUGGGACCAGGAUCAGUAAUACUGUGGCAGUGGAGCGGGAGCGGCCUCUGACCUGCGCUGACAUGCCCUGUUUCCCAGGGGUCCCCUGUGAACCCACCAGGGACGGGGGCUUCCACUGUGGAAGGUGUCCCCUGGGAUAUACCGGAGACAGACAAACAUGCAGAGCUGUGUGCAGGCAUGCGUGUGGCAGGAACAUGGAGUGUGCCGCUCCCAACACAUGCCGCUGUAAACCAGGCUACACCGGGACCAACUGUCAAACAGCGAUCUGUAAACCUGAGUGUAGGAACGGAGGCCAGUGUGUCGCCCCGGGGGUGUGUGAGUGCCUGAAAGGCAACCACGGGGAGACGUGUGAGACAGCUCUGUGCAGUCUGCCCUGCGAGCACGGAGGAACAUGCGUGGGACCCAGCACCUGUUCCUGUCCCUACGGCUUUGUGGGUCCCAGAUGUGAGACCAUGGUGUGUAACCGCCACUGUCACAACGGAGGAGAGUGCGUGUCUCCUGAUGAGUGUUCCUGUCUGCCUGGCUGGACCGGACCCUCCUGUGAGACAGCUGUGUGCUCCCCUAUGUGUCUGAACGGAGGGACUUGUCUUCGUCCGAACACAUGUGGCUGUCCCCAGGGCUUCUACGGCGCCCAGUGUCAAAACGCUGUCUGCAGCCCUGCCUGUAAGAACGGGGGCGUAUGCAUGAGAAACAGCGUCUGCUCCUGCGCCGAGGGAUACACCGGAUGGCGCUGUGAAAAAAGUGUAUGUGAGCCCAUGUGUAUGAACGGCGGGCGGUGCGUGGGUCCAGAUGUGUGUGACUGUCCAUCUGGAUGGAGAGGAAAGCGGUGCGAUAAACCCACUUGUCUACAGAAGUGUCUGAAUGGAGGAGAGUGUGUUGGCCAUAACACUUGCCACUGUCCUCCAGGCUGGCAGGGCAUGCUAUGCCAAGUCCCACUCUGUGAACAGAAGUGUCUUUAUGGGAGCCGCUGUAUCCGCCCUAAUGUAUGUGCAUGCAGGAAAGGGUAUUCAGGGGUCCUGUGUUCCCAUAAGCUCCCAAUUCCACGAGGCUAAUGGAGGACUGGGAGCUAUGUACUGAAGAAGCUGGGCUGAAACAAGACAAUGAAACUCCUAAUGGAACCCCCACACUGAAUAUUAGGAUGCUCAAUGCUCACGGCUUUUGUUUCUUCAAAAUAAUUUGUAAUAUAUGGCACAAUUCCAAAGAUUAGGAUCUGUACAUGACCAAUGUAUGUAUCAUUUUGUAUAAUUUUUUUUCUUAGAACUAAUAAUACUGUAUUUUAUCUAUUAAAGUCUGGCUUUUAAAAAAAAUAUUAAAACAAAGCAAAAAACUGUCCUUUAUACUGUGGAACAAACUCAUCAAGUUUGCAGUUUACGAUCAAACUAAAAACUCACUUGGAAUUGUUAUUUAUUGGUUGUCUGAUGUUUUAUAAUUUCACACUGUUGUAUAUAUCAUCAAAUAGGUUUUGUAUUACUCACAAAUAAAACGCAGGCAAUGUAUGAUAUUAAAGUCCAUUUGUUAUGUACAA
Salvelinus fontinalis (brook trout) is the source of this 7050-nucleotide messenger RNA. RefSeq names its product von Willebrand factor D and EGF domain-containing protein. The transcript has 35 exons. Gene Ontology annotation, cellular component: extracellular region; cell surface. Gene Ontology annotation, molecular function: signaling receptor binding; calcium ion binding. Gene Ontology annotation, biological process: anatomical structure development. The record is from RefSeq and is a predicted model, not a curated record. NCBI's taxonomy places the organism in Eukaryota, Metazoa, Chordata, Actinopteri, Salmoniformes, Salmonidae. The coding region runs from base 284 to 6577 and encodes 2097 amino acids.